AUGGUCAACAACAGCCCAGGGCUGAAUGGCAUUGUCAUCGGCCUGCUGUCGUCCUUCGGGUCGGCAAUCCUCAUUCUCUGCAUCUUCCUGGCCUUCUACUUCUUCAGAUACACAGCGUCCGGGCGCAUAUUCCUCGACCGGAUCGGCCGCCCUGGCGAGUACGAUGAUGAGCAGGCCUUUGCGCGCGAGGAGGCCGAGGCCCUCGAGACGAUGGAUGAGAUGCAGAGGACGGAAUAUCUAAGGGCCAAGGCUUUCAUCGCCGCAAAUCCUCCAGAAUCCGUGCAGACCGAUAUCUCAUUGUCGCAGUACUUGGCUAUCCAGGAGAAGGGGGUAUCUGCAUGGGAAUUCGAGCCCGAGCUGGAAAUCGCAAACUGCUUCGUCGAGGCCAGGACAGAGGUCGAGUUCUUCGACUCCGAAUGCACUGUUUUGAGUAAUCUACCCGUUCCUAAACAAAACGAUGUUUAUUACUGGGAAACAAAGGUCUACGACAAGCCCGAGAGCACAUUGCUAAGCAUAGGCAUGGCCACCAAGCCGUACCCGCUGUUCAGGUUACCUGGCUUCCACAAGUUCUCGGUUGCGUAUCUCUCCAACGGCACACGUCGCUACAAUCAACCGUUCAACGCGACCCCCUACGGGCCCCAAUUCGUACAAGGCGACGUUAUUGGCGUCGGCUACCGGCCACGGACCGGAACGAUUUUCUUUACACGGAAUGGCAAAAGGCUAGAGGACGUGGUCCACGGUCUGAAGUCACAAAACUUCUUUCCAGCGAUCGGCGCAAACGGGCCGUGCAUCGUUCACGUCAACUUCGGCCAGGCUGGUUUCGUCUUUAUUGAGGCCAAUGUGAAGAAGUGGGGUCUCGCGCCCAUGACGGGCUCUCUGGCGCCUCCACCGCCCUACGGUGUUGAGGCGGAUACCAUCUUGCUUGCGACGGGGACCAAGGACGGUUUCACUAGUUCACCAGCUCGCAAUCACCGGUAUAGUCACUCGGCCCAGCUAUUUAGGCAAGGUCCGAACGUUUCAGAUUCCGGCCGCGCACGGUCCAGAUCAGGCAACUUCCGCAUGCUCUCUCCUACGAGCCCUGGGCCUCUCCGCAGCCCGACCGACAUCUCCCUCGCUCACUUGGCACCCACAGACGAAGGCGGCGAACCCAGUAGCAGUGCUGCGGCGCUGGUCCAACCCAGUUAUGGCCACGACCCAUCAUCAGUCACUGGGCUAGGCCUGCACGACCACGACAACCGCCCGCCGCCGGAGUAUACAAGUCCAGAGCACUCCGACACAGAGGAGACGGACAGCAGGAGGAGCAGUUCCGACAGCGAAAACGCCCCCCUAAUUCAACUCACCAGGAGUCGUGAAGCGUCGUCUGCCCCGGCCUGGGGAAGCGGUAGCAGGUCUGAGCCUCCGCAGGUGGGGAGACCGCCCAGCCCGCCGAUUCCAACAUACCAGGAUGCGAUCCGGCAGGGCGCCGGGCGGGAUAGGAGCGAUAGUGCUAGGAGUGCAAGGGGUGCGACGUGA
This is a messenger RNA of Parathielavia appendiculata, 1512 nucleotides long. Its product is annotated as SPRY-domain-containing protein. Gene Ontology annotation, molecular function: protein binding. Gene Ontology annotation, biological process: protein transport to vacuole involved in ubiquitin-dependent protein catabolic process via the multivesicular body sorting pathway. Gene Ontology annotation, cellular component: endoplasmic reticulum. The transcript is spliced from 3 exons. The coding region runs from base 1 to 1512 and encodes 503 amino acids. The record is from RefSeq and is a predicted model, not a curated record. Lineage: Eukaryota; Fungi; Ascomycota; Sordariomycetes; Sordariales; Chaetomiaceae.